GAAGAAACUGUGAGAGGGACAGUUCUGUGAUUCACACCUGCGUGUCUCUCUCUCUGUCUCUCUCUCUUUUCAGCAUACACUCUGCCUCGCUCGUCCGUCUCUCUCUGCCACUGCUGCCUUUUGCACUUGCUCGCCUCUUGCAGCUUUCAGAUUCCUGAGGAGAGAGAGAGGUUUAAUGCGAUGGACCUGCUGCCCACCGACUGCUGCUGUUUACACCGCGGCAUCAUGGGAGCUGUAGUUUCCUGUGCGGCGCAGAAGGACAGCUGAUGAGCAAAGGAUUGUGGGGGAUCAGAGUUUGGAGAUGUGAGCUUGUAGGCGGACGAGGUUCAACAAACUCUCUCUCUCUUUUCUUUUCUUCACCUUCUGACUCUCACUUUCUUUUUCUCUGUCACUCGCUCGCCCAUUUUAUCAACCUCUGCAUCUUUCUUUUUCACCUUUCCUUUUUCCCUUCCAUUUUUUUUCCUCUCCUCCAAACUUGUUUCUAUCCGAGGAAAAAGACAGGAUGGGCUGUCGUCUCACCCGGUCUAAGGCCAAAACUCGAGAACCCACCCAUCACCGACAGCGGGAGGAGCUUCAUUACGUGGACGAGUACGGCCAGCCAAUCAAUGUGCAGGUUGAGACCAGGAGGGGUCAUGGUCACAGGCGGCGGCGGUCCCAUUGUGCCAACGAGUGCAGCGGCCCGACAGAGAGACACUGGGAGGCCCUGAGAGCCAUGGGACUGGUGGAGGGGGAGGUGGUCCAGGGAGAGGCCUACAGUGCAGGGCCUUACUAUGGUCACAUGACCGUGUCACCUGACCUGUACAUGAUGUCACCUGAUGGCUAUGCACCCAACGGCUACCUGGCCAGAUCAAACGACCAGCAUCCGGGUAACAGCUACCUACCCAGCGUCUCCUACAGCUUAGAUCACCUGGACAGACUGGAAUACCAGCAGGCUCCAGAAAUGUUGCCCUACCAGCCCAACUCAGAGAGCUGUCUGAUUGGCUGCUACAACACGGAGGAGAUGGAGUCCAAUCAUUUCCAAAGACAGUCGGAGUAUUGCCCUCCGUGGCGGUCAGAUCGCCAUCUUGGAUACCUUCCUCUCAGUGAGCUCGACAGCGGGCUGGGAUGUGGUCCAGACAGCCCGAACCACAGGAUGCCGCUUUCUGAGGCCGAGACGGACGCCAUGUCGUCGCUGCCGGGUCACACCCCUUCCUCCCAAGGCUCCUCCUCUUCCUCCGAGUCUCUGAUCUCCUCUGAACCCAGCGACUCAGGCUUCCACAGCGUCAGCACGGGCGAGCACAGACGACUGCACAAGAUUCACGGGAACCACGCCCAUCGACAAACUCACCACCUUCGAUCAGGCCACUCCCCCAGAGAGCAGAGAGGACGCUGGGAUUUGGAGUCCAUCCCCGAGACGACUCCGAUGACUCACGCCGGCACACCACAGGCUUCCCGCUGCACUGUGGGUAACAGCACGACUACAACAGUUCACUUUCACAGAGCGGAGAGGAGUCCCACCUUACCUCGCCACCGCUCGCCUCCGUCUCCUUCUGUCGGUUGUCGUACUGAACCGUGCCAGCGGAGGGCGCUGUGGUUGGAGCAGCAACAAGGAGGAGGAAGGACAACAGAGGCUCCAGGGAGAAGUCGAACAAUAACAGAUCUGAGUGAAGGUCAACGCCGUCGCAGGGCCAGUCAUCCCAACACGACGGAUCCAAACACGCAACAAAACAGCCUUCAAACCAGCCAACCGGGGAACGCCAACAGCACGCCGGGGCCGAGGAGCAGGGCCAGUUAUCCCAGUAACUGCCACUCCACCAGUCACCUCAGUUUGGACAGAACCAGUCUGACCAAUCAGCAGAACUCACUGAGGAGCAGCAGAGGUUCAACCCGCAGCCGGGAGGACGACUCGCUCUCUAAGAGUCCGGGUUCUGGUUCAAGCGGGACAUCGGACUGGCGUGGCAUUCAGACUCUCGGGAAUCGAACCAGCAAUCCCAAAGGUCCGUCUGGUCCUCUGUACAGCACGCUCGGAGCCCCGCAGUGCAGCCCUCGCUCUCCACCUUCCCCCCGCUCCAGACUGUCCAAUCCAAAGUCCGUCAGAAACCAGCUGCUCAGAGCCAGAGCUUACCGGCUGGCCAGGGAACGCAGUGAGGUGACGACGGAUGAAGAGGUCCGAGGCGGGGACAGGGGGGGCGGAGAGGAUGGGGACGAAGGCAGAUGGGCGGGGCGGUACUGGAACCGGACCGAGAGGAGACGACAUCUGGCACUGUCAAGGCAACACAGAGAGAGGAGGGUAGGAGGAGAAGAGCACGGCGGGGGGCUUCAGGGGGCGCUGUCGUCUCAGACGGUGCUGGAGCUGAGUCACAUGAAACAAAACCGACUGAGGAACAGCAAGCUGCUCGAUGAUUGGACGACGGUGGAGGAGCUGCUGACUCAUGGGACCCGGGUGGAGAGUGACAACCAGCUGUGUCCCAGUCCUCUGUUAUCGGUUACUACUGUCUGAUGGAGACCUCCGACAUACAGUC
Labrus mixtus (cuckoo wrasse) is the source of this 2501-nucleotide messenger RNA. RefSeq names its product serine/arginine repetitive matrix protein 1-like. The transcript has 6 exons. Lineage: Eukaryota; Metazoa; Chordata; Actinopteri; Labriformes; Labridae. The record is from RefSeq and is a predicted model, not a curated record. The coding region runs from base 503 to 2479 and encodes 658 amino acids.